CCCCCUCCCCCUCCCCCUCUCCCUCCCCCAACUUUCUCUCUCUCCCCCAUGGACUUGCCGAGCAGAUGCACGCCUUCUGCUCACCGCUCUGGGCUCGCCAAGUGAACAGAAGCUGCGAGCUUAGCUGCUUUAAUCAAGCUAGCUAGUUGUGUAGCACCGGCUAGUUGCUGAGCAUGGAGAGGGCGCCGGUACUGGUGAGGAACGCCGUCGUGGUGGAGGCGCUGAGGCAGCUGCCGCCGGGGUUCCGGUUCAGGCCGACGGACGAGGAGCUGGUGUUGCAGUACCUCCGCCGCAAGGCCUUCGGUGCCCCGCUCCCUGCUGCCAUCAUCCCCGUCGUCCAAGACCUCUAUGGCCUCGACCCCUGGGACAUCCCUGGUGGAAGCGAGGGGGAGAGGUAUUUCUUCGCGGUCCGGCCGGCGGGCGGCGGUGGAUGCGCCAAGAGCGGCGCCGGCAGCAGGUGCAGCAGGGCGACCGCGAGCGGGCGGUGGGAGCCGGCGGGGAAGGAGAAGCCGGUGCUCCUGUCCCGCCCGUGCGGCGGGAGCCUCCUCGUCGGCGUCAGGAGGGCGAUGGCGUUCGCGCCCCGGGCGAAGAAAAAGGCGUCGCCGGCGUCCCUGACGACCGGCUGGGUCAUGCACGAGUACCGCCUCGCCGCGCCGCUACACAAGAACGGCUGCAGCUUGGCUCAGGCUGAAGGAGAGUGGGUCGUGUGCCGGAUCUUUCGGAGGAGCAGGCCGAGGAGGCGAGCGCCAGCCACCGCGCAACGCGCGAUGAUGCCGCCGCCGUCGCCUUCGUCGUCUGCCAGCUGCGUCACAGAUGGUUCGGACCAGGAGGAGGUCAGCAGCCGCUAGCGCCCACAGCCACAAGCGUGCGAAGAAGCUGCUGGCUGCCUAUCCAAGAGAGGCUGAAUUAGCCUAGCCUUAGGCGACCAGGAAACGAAAAUGAUGUCCUUGCUUGCUUCCAAAUUUGUUUUUCACCACUUUUUUGUUCUUCUCCGUGUAAUGUAAUGCAGUGUAAUCUAGCAAGAGAAGCGAAGCACCGGAUUAAUAACUUAACAAACAAGUUCAGGUUAAUGAAACUUCUACUAGAUGUUUCCACAAGCCAAAUUUGAUGUACGGAGUACGUAUGUAGCAGCUGCAGAAAUGACUUCUGCAUGCAUGGUCAAAUUGUCAAAUUUGUAACUUGCAAGCUUGUCCGUAAUCACUUUGUAAUAUUUUUUUCAAGGAACAGAAAUCUGAACGAAGCCGUAACAGCAAUUGCUUCA
Messenger RNA from Phragmites australis (common reed), 1261 nucleotides. Its product is annotated as NAC domain-containing protein 83-like. Gene Ontology annotation, molecular function: DNA binding. Lineage: Eukaryota; Viridiplantae; Streptophyta; Magnoliopsida; Poales; Poaceae. The transcript is spliced from 3 exons. Gene Ontology annotation, biological process: regulation of DNA-templated transcription. Bases 174 to 848 code for a protein of 224 amino acids. The record is from RefSeq and is a predicted model, not a curated record.